ACCAAGAGGCUCUGGCCGGCAGCGCGCCGCCUCCCGGGCCGGACCGGCCGGCCUUCCUGUGGGCGCGCUACGGAGAGCUGAAGCGGCUGGUGCAGGAUUUGCUUCCCCCAGGGGUCUGCAAUCUUCUGAACCCGUCAACAAUCUACUCCAACAAUGAGAUUUCCCUGAGUACUAUCGGAGUUUAUGGAUUUGACUAUGACUACACACUGGCGUUAUACUCACCUGCCCUCCACUCUUGCAUCUACAACACAGCCCGGGACAUCCUUGUGGAGCAGUAUAAGUAUCCAAAGGGCAUCCUGAAGUAUGAAUAUUGGCCGAACUUUGCCAUCCGGGGCUUACACUACGACAUUGCCAAGGGCUUGCUCAUGAAGAUAGAUGCCUUUCAUUACAUUCAGCUGGGCACCGUUUACCGGGGCUUGAAACCGGUUCCAGAUGACGAGGUGCUGGCGUUGUAUGAUGGUACCCUUCAUAUCCCCCUCCACCAGGCUAGUGGCUUCUAUGGAAAGGGUCCAGCCAUAAAGCAGUUUAUGGACAUCUUCUCUCUCCCUGAAAUGACCCUCCUGGCCGUAGUCAAUGACUUCUUCAUCACCAACGACAUUGAUUACGAUCCCAUCCAUCUCUACAAAGACGUAACGGAUGCCAUCCGGGAUGUCCAUAUUAAAGGCUUUAUGUACAAAUGGAUUAUGCAGGAUCUGGAGAAGUACAUCCUGCGUGGGGAUGAGACAUACGCCGUGCUGCACCGCCUGGCCAAGUGUGGCAAGAAGCUCUUCCUCAUCACCAACAGCCCUUUCAGCUUUGUCAAUAAAGGGAUGCGGUACAUGGUUGGUAAAGACUGGCGGGACUUCUUUGACGUGGUCAUAGUCCAGGCAGACAAGCCUCAUUUCUUCAAUGAUUGUGUCAAACCUUUCCGGCGACUGGAUGCUAAUGGGGAUCUGCAGUGGGACAAAAUAACUAAGCUGGAGAAGGGGCAGGUAUAUAAGCAGGGCAACCUCGUUGACUUCCUCCAGCUUACAGGCUGGCGUGGAUCCAAAGUUCUCUACUUCGGAGAUCAUCUCUACAGUGACCUGGCGGACCUGAUGCUGCGCCAUGGCUGGCGAACAGGGGCCAUAGUUCCCGAACUGGAAACAGAGACCAAAAUGGUGAACACAGAACAGUACUCACAAGCACUCACCUGGCUGCAGGCCUUGACCGGCUUGCUGGAGCGCAUGCAGAUGUUCAAGGAUCCAGAGGCUCAGAAGGUGUUGCAGGACUGGAUGAAGGAGCGACAAGAGCUCAGGGCACUCACCAAAAACCUCUUCAAUCCUCAGUUUGGCAGCAUCUUUCGCACCUGCCACAACCCCACCUAUUUCUCACGCCGCCUGUGCCGCUUCUCGGACGUCUACAUGGCCUCGCUCAGCUGCUUGCUCAACUAUGACCUCAACUACACCUUUUACCCAAGACGCACUCCCCUGCAGCACGAGGCUCCCCUCUGGAUGGAUCAGCUGUGCACUGGCUGCAUGAAGACUCCCUUUUUGGAAGAGAUGGCUCAUAUCCGCUAGGGACCUGCGCAGGCAGGGCUGCAGAGGCUCACGACUCUGCCCCAGACCCACAAGUGCAGCAGUGAGGGCUGACUUCUUGAAUUAAGAGUCCCUGCGGGGUAUUCGUCCAAAUUUACAAAGCAAGAGUGCUCCCUAGGAAUGUCUGAA
Podarcis muralis (Common wall lizard) is the source of this 1685-nucleotide messenger RNA. Its product is annotated as 5'-nucleotidase domain-containing protein 2-like. Lineage: Eukaryota; Metazoa; Chordata; Lepidosauria; Squamata; Lacertidae. Gene Ontology annotation, molecular function: 5'-nucleotidase activity. The record is from RefSeq and is a predicted model, not a curated record.